ACAUAGCAUCCUCCCUCAUUCUCUCUUUCUGGCACUCUUCACAUUUUAAGCCUUUUCCGGUUUUCUUCCCUAAUCUCUUCCCAUGGCGAUAUAGGAGGCUCGUUUCCACAUAAACACCACUUUCAACACCACCACAACCCUAAAAAAGAAUUAAUAUAUAAAAAAAGAAGAAGAAGAAGAAUUGUAUUCUUCUUCGAAUUUUAUUAUUACCACCGCCACUGCUACCAUCGCCAAAAACAAUUCAAAACGCAGCAUUCUGAAUUGUGUGAACCAAGUAAAGACGAAACUCCCAAGGCAACACAAUUCAGAACUCGGAGUUUUGAAUUGUGAGCCUCUUUUCGUCCAUGGGAAGCUGCAUUUCAACGCAUGGGAAUAAUAAUGUUCCACGUAACAAAAGAUCCAAAGACCAAAAGGCUUCAAGUCCAAAGAGCCACGUACAUAACCACCAUGGAAACGAGUACUAUGAGCCUUCAACACCGUCGCCCGUGCCGCGAAAAUCCCCGGUAAACGUUCGCGCCAUCAAUGUGGUGACAAACCCUACUUCGGGGAACAUUUUUGACCGGUACCAGUUCGGAAAAGAGCUCGGAAGGGGCGAGUUCGGGGUGACUCAUCGGUGCGUGGAUCUGAAAACCGGCGAGGCGUUCGCUUGCAAGAAGAUCGCAAAGUCGAAGCUGAGAACGGAGAUCGAUGUGCAAGAUGUGAGGAGGGAGGUGCAGAUCAUGAGGCACUUGCCGAAGCACCCUAACAUUGUGUCGUUCAGAGAGGCUUAUGAAGAUAAAGAUGCCGUGUACCUUGUCAUGGAGUUGUGCCAAGGCGGCGAGCUUUUCGAUCGUAUCGUCGCCAAAGGCCAUUACACCGAGCGCGCUGCUGCUAAUGUUACCAAGACCAUACUUGAAGUCUGCAAGGUGUGCCAUGAACAUGGCGUAAUCCACAGGGACUUGAAACCUGAAAAUUUCUUGUUUGCAGAUGCAAGUGAGAGCUCCCAAUUGAAGGCUAUUGAUUUUGGCCUUUCCACAUUUUAUACACCUGGCCAAAGAUUUAAUGAAAUCGUUGGAAGUCCCUAUUACAUGGCUCCAGAGGUUCUAAGACGUAACUAUGGAAAUGAAGUUGAUAUAUGGAGCACUGGCGUCAUUCUCUAUAUUUUGCUUUGUGGAGUUCCUCCCUUUUGGGCAGAAACUGAGGAAGGAAUUGCACAAGCAAUCAUCAGGGGUCAUUUGGACUUCACAAGAGAUCCUUGGCCUAAAGUUUCAGAUGAAGCAAAACACCUUGUUAAGCGUAUGCUUGAUCCAAAUCCACAAACCAGGAUAACAGUUCAAGAAGUCCUUGACCAUUCUUGGAUACUACAUAGGGAGCAUGGUAGAAAUGUUUCCCUUGGAGACCAAGUGAGAAAUAGGAUCAAGCAAUUCUCCUUAAUGAAUAGAUUCAAGAAGAAGGUUCUUAGAGUGGUGGCUGAUAACCUUCCUGAUGAGCAACUUGAUAGCAUGACCAAAAUGUUCCAUAUGAUGGAUAAGGACAAGAAUGGAGACUUGUCGUUUGAGGAGCUCAAAGACGGCCUUGCAAUGUUUGGACACACAAUUCCUGAUCUUGAUGUCAAGAUGCUGAUGGAUGCUGCAGAUGUUGAUGGAAAUGGCACCUUGAACCGUGAGGAAUUUAUCACAAUGAGUGUUUUCCUGAGGAGGAUUGGAAGUGAAGAGACUCUGACAGAUGCAUUCCGUGACUUUGACAAGAAUCAAACCGGAUUCAUCGAGUUUGACGAAUUGAAAGAGGCUUUAUCAGCUGAUGAUGAACACACUGAUGAGCAGGUGAUCACAGACAUCCUCAAUGAUGUUGACUUAGACAAGGAUGGCCGAAUCAGUUUCGAUGAGUUCAAGACAAUGAUGAAGUCAGGAGCAGAUUGGAAGAUGUCGUCUCGCCAGUAUUCAAGAGCAAUGCUAAAUGCAUUGAGUUUCAGGCUCUUCAAAGACAAAUCUGUGAAGGUAACUAAUUAAAACAUGAUGAGGAGGUAGCACAGGUUCUCAGUUCAUGCCUCCCUGGAAAUAGUUAAGAAAAGUGACUCAUGAUGAUGAUUCAUGCAAGGACUGCAAAAAACCCAAAUGUGUGCAUGCAUGCUGCAAUCUUUUGAGGUUGUGUACAGUUGGGUUCUUUGACAAGUAAAACAAAACCCCCCAAUAUGAAGUGAGGAGCUUGUCCUAUUGUAAUCAUUGUAAUUUUUAAUUUUUUGUUGGUUUCUUAAUUGAUGUGUAAGUCAUUU
Molecule: messenger RNA, 2251 nt
Organism: Arachis ipaensis
Lineage: Eukaryota; Viridiplantae; Streptophyta; Magnoliopsida; Fabales; Fabaceae
Product: calcium-dependent protein kinase 24
Biological process (GO): protein phosphorylation
Molecular function (GO): calcium ion binding; protein kinase activity; ATP binding
Source: RefSeq, a predicted model, not a curated record